AUGAAGAAUACCAAAAAUUGUGAGAAGGGAAAGCUUCUAGACUGGCCAAAGCGUUUUCUUAUUAUUAAUGGAAUUGUUAGGGGUCUUCUCUAUCUUCAUCAAGAUUCAAGACAUAGAAUAGUUCAUAGAGAUCUUAAGGCUGGAAAUAUUUUGUUAGAUGACGAAUUGAAUCCUAGAAUUUCAGACUUUGGACUAGCAAGAAGCUUUGUAGGAAAUGAAAACCAAGCAAAUACAAGGCACAUUGUUGGAACUUACGGCUAUCUGUCACCGGAGUACAUAGUUGAUGGGAUAUACUCAACAAAAUCUGAUGUCUACAGCUUCGGAGUACUGGUGUUAGAGAUAGUUAGCGGGAAGAGAAACAGAGGAUUCAUCCAUAUUGAUCACAAUUUUAAUCUGCUUGGGCAUGCAUGGACACUUUUCUCAGAAGGCAAGUGCUUACAAAUAGUCGAUCCAUCUAUCAAAGACUCUAUUGAUUUGCCAGAAGUCCUAAGAUCAAUUCAUGUUGGUCUGCUAUGCGUGCAACUAAAUUCCGAGGAUCGACCAAGCAUGUCGUGUGUGCUUACGAUGCUGAGUAGUGAAUGGGCAUUGCCUCAGCCAAAGAAGCCAGGGUUCUUUAUUGAGAGAGAUGUGGUUGGUAACCGUUCUUCGUCAAGCAACAAUAAACUACUGUCUGUUAAUAAUCUAACAGCUACUCAGGUCUGUCCCCGAUAGAUUUUGAUUCAAAAUUGAUAGGUUCAUAGAUUAUCACAAUGAUAAGCCAAUUCAAUAUACAAUAAUAAUUAAUAAAUAAAUAUAGCAUUUCAUGACAUAGAGAAGUGUUUAGU
Messenger RNA from Arachis ipaensis, 824 nucleotides. Lineage: Eukaryota; Viridiplantae; Streptophyta; Magnoliopsida; Fabales; Fabaceae. The record is from RefSeq and is a predicted model, not a curated record.